Messenger RNA from Emiliania huxleyi CCMP1516, 619 nucleotides. RefSeq lists its product as hypothetical. NCBI's taxonomy places the organism in Eukaryota, Haptophyta, Isochrysidales, Noelaerhabdaceae. The transcript has a single exon. The record is from RefSeq and is a predicted model, not a curated record. Bases 19 to 477 code for a protein of 152 amino acids.
UGGAUCGAGACGAGCAUCAUGGUUUUCUGCGGCGAGUUCACGAACCUCGAAGACAAAGACCUGCUCGUCGACGUCGUCCUUGGCCUGUAUGGCCUCGCGUUCGUCUCCCGGCUCAGUGCGACAGGGCGGGCGGCCCGUCCUGCGGAUUCGGACGGCGCGCUGUGGGAGCAGCUGCAGACGCACAAGGCGGCCAUCUUCCCGACGGAGCUCUUUGGCGACCUCGUGGAGCUGCUCGAGACGGAGCUGACUGACGCGAUAGCGCAGGCGGCCCGCGGUAGCGGCUUUGGCCCCCAGGACUCCGAGAGCAGCGUGUCGAGCCACGGCGGCCUAAAGAGCAAGAGGAGGAGCGAGACCAAGCAGGACGCGUUUGCGCUCUUUGACCGCCACGGCUUCGAGUCGGUGCUCCGGGCUAGCGAUCGGCUAUACACGCAAGCCAUGAGGGAGGUGAGACGGACGAGACAGACGACCACGUCCUAGCCUCACCCCGCGGGGUUAGGGUUAGGGCUAGGGUUAGGGUUAGGGUUACGGGUUAGGGUUACGAGAGAUUGAGAUACUAACAUUAUUUAGGGUUAGGGUUAGGGGGUUAGGAACUAAAUAAUGUGUAUGCGCGAGUUACAUC